This is a messenger RNA of Dibothriocephalus latus, 312 nucleotides long. The record is from the annotation of a GenBank genome assembly. NCBI's taxonomy places the organism in Eukaryota, Metazoa, Platyhelminthes, Cestoda, Diphyllobothriidea, Diphyllobothriidae.
AUGAUCCCCAUCGGUUUGAAGGCCACCCGUCCCGUGGACUUUCGUACGCCAUUCGCCCAGUUCGUUGAAUCUCACUAUCAUCAGGAUGCCGCUAACUUCGAGGAGGCCUUCCGUCAGCUGAAUUCUAGUCGAGAGGAGUUCGAGCAGCUUUUUGUGAAGCUUGCGUCAACAGGUGCACGUGCGCCGGGGACCUUGUUUACAGCUGUAGUUCCCGGGCUCUACCUUAAUUACCUUGCUCUGGAUCGUGAGUAUCGAUAUGACUGCUCGAUGGGUUGGAGGCGUGAUGUGGAUAUCAGGGCACAUGGCUUGUAG